AUGUGGGGGAAAUGGAGGUUUGAAGCUGUGCCUCUCCCUCCUGGGAGCAGCUGUGGGGACAAAAGUCCUCAGAUGUCCCUUUGGUGGGGGCUGAGCAAUCCUUCCCCUCUGACACAGCUCAGCCUUGAGCUUGGGAAGGCAGGAGAGGGAGACAGCGGUGAGGAUGAAGAGCGAAGAGAGGAGAGCAGUUCCCUCUUCUGGCCGAGGAAAUCCUUUCCCUCCGCUCGGCUCGGAGAUGGCAUUAAAGCGGGUAUUAAAGCCGGGAUUUGCCUUCCUGAGGAAGAGGCCGAGGUGCCUGGCGAUGGGCCGAAGCAGCUCUUGUUGCUCCGGCCGCUGGGAUCACGUCUAGGGGAUCAGCACAGGCACGCAGGGGAGAGAGAACGGCGGCUUCUCCGCGUCAGGACUGGCACUUUGGAUGAGAUCCUCCGCUCGCUGGCCGGCCCCCCGUCCCCGCCGGGGCAGGACCCCCAUGGCUGGCGGGUGCCCGUGGACUGCGUGCGAGCCAACGAGCUGUGCGCGGCGGAGCCCAGCUGCAGCUCCCGCUACCGCACGCUGCGGCAGUGCCUGGCCGGCCGCGACAGGAACACCAUGCUGGCCAACAAGGAAUGCCAGGCGGCCCUGGAGGUGCUGCAGGAGAGCCCCCUCUACGACUGCCGCUGCAAGCGAGGGAUGAAAAAGGAGCUUCAGUGCCUUCAGAUCUACUGGAGUAUACACCUCGGGCUGACCGAAGGAGAAGAAUUUUAUGAAGCUUCCCCCUACGAGCCGGUCACCUCUCGUCUCUCUGAUAUAUUCAGACUUGCUUCAAUUUUCUCAGGAAUGGACCCCGCCACCAACUCCAAAAGCAACCACUGCCUCGACGCGGCCAAAGCCUGCAACCUGAACGACAACUGCAAGCGCCUGCGCUCGGGCUACAUCUCCACCUGCAGCAAGGAGAUCUCGGCCACCGAGCACUGCAGCCGGAGGAAAUGCCACAAGGCGCUGCGCCAGUUCUUCGACCGUGUCCCCAGCGAGUACACCUACCGCCUCCUCUUCUGCUCCUGCAAGGACCAGGCUUGCGCCGAGCGCCGGCGACAAACCAUCGUCCCCUCUUGCUCCUACGAGGACAAGGAGAAGCCCAACUGCCUGGAUCUGCGCAACACGUGCCGGACGGAUCACCUCUGCCGGUAAGGGCU
This is a messenger RNA of Athene cunicularia (burrowing owl), 1172 nucleotides long. It is a transcript of the gene GFRA2, whose product is annotated as GDNF family receptor alpha 2. Bases 1 to 1167 code for a protein of 388 amino acids. Gene Ontology annotation, molecular function: signaling receptor activity. Lineage: Eukaryota; Metazoa; Chordata; Aves; Strigiformes; Strigidae. The record is from RefSeq and is a predicted model, not a curated record. The transcript has 4 exons. Gene Ontology annotation, biological process: nervous system development. Gene Ontology annotation, cellular component: external side of plasma membrane; signaling receptor complex.